AUGGCAAUAACUGCAGCAGCAACAUCAGCAGGGGAGACAGCGGCAAACGAGCUAAACAAGUAUUGCUGCUGUGCCGAGAAGCAGCAGCAACGGCAGCAGCAACAGCAACGACGGCAGCAACAUCAGCAGAUAAAAGGCAGACAAAAGGCACGAGAUGUGAGAGACGUCUAGGGUUGCUGUUGCGCCGCUGCCCCUGCUGCAUGGGAAUUGAAUUCCAUUCAAAAGACGGCAGCAGGCUGUUUGUCAUACUUGCAACAGC
Drosophila subpulchrella is the source of this 259-nucleotide messenger RNA. RefSeq lists its product as uncharacterized. The transcript has a single exon. Lineage: Eukaryota; Metazoa; Arthropoda; Insecta; Diptera; Drosophilidae. The record is from RefSeq and is a predicted model, not a curated record. Bases 1 to 171 code for a protein of 56 amino acids.